GCGAAAGGUGAUCUACUUUUGCCCAAAAUCUUUAGUACUUGAAUAAAAAUUUUAUCUUCCAUCUUCUAGAUUAACUUAUUUAUAAUUUAUAAUAAUUUGUAAAAUUAAUUUUUUGGUGAAUAAUGCAUGAAACUAAUCAUGACUCUGAUAAAAUUACAAUAAAAAUAAGGCAUUCGGAUGAGGAUUAUCAUGACAUUACGAUUGAUUGGUCAAAUGAAAUUUUCGAUUACAGGAAACAAUUGUUCCAUCAGUUAUCAGCAUACACAGGAAUACCAGUUGAACAUCAACACUAUGUCAGCGUGGACAGAACAUUUCGUCACGGUCACGGUCUGCUAAAUAUGGAAUGGAAGGAUGGAACUUACCAUGAGAGCUGGGAUUGGGUAUACGACUCAAAGGAACGCGCAAUGAAUGCUUUCAAUGAUGGCGAUUGUUUUCUAUUUAGAACGUUACUUUUUGCAGAGGAUAUUGGAUUGGGUUGUAGAUAUGACUUGCAGCAUCAGAGUCUGGUUAAUGAAACUGGAUGCGAACGAAAUUAUUGCUAUUACCUGGGUCGUCGAUCUUUCACAAAAAGAGUAUCAGAGUUGCUGAAAUCAGAUGAAUUGCGAAAAAUUUGUGAUGAAAAUGCCUUAAAAUAUGGCGUACAACCAGCAGAAUUUUUAAGAAUGAACCUCAAUUUGAAUAUUGCGCAUCUUACAAAUCCAGUGUGCACUGCGCGGAUCUUAGCUUGGCCUGAUAGCUUGGCAUUUCGGUUUGAUGCUAACUAUAUGUACUUACGUUACCGUGGCUAACUUGAAUGGUUUGGACUCAUUU
Messenger RNA from Tetranychus urticae (two-spotted spider mite), 810 nucleotides. The record is from RefSeq and is a predicted model, not a curated record. NCBI's taxonomy places the organism in Eukaryota, Metazoa, Arthropoda, Arachnida, Trombidiformes, Tetranychidae.